AUGUCCUCUGCUCAUGAUGCCACCACCAAUAUCUCCAUCGACAAGUUCGACGGCGACAACUACGCGACGUGGAGCCGCUACAUGCGUGGCGUGUUCCUGACCAAGUCGGCGUGGCACGUGGUGAACCGGGAGACCACCCCCACCUUCGCCGAUCCUCGCGCCAGUGACGACUACGUCAAGACGAACAACAUUGCGUUCGGCUUGAUGCUGCUGCACAUGAGCGCGGAUUAUCAUCACGUGGUUGAUGACUGUGAAGAGGCGUGGGUCGCGUGGGCACUUUCGAAGACGCUGUACGGCGGGUCGCAGAAGGCUGGACGCAUCUACUUGAAGCGCCAGCUGUUCAGCAUGGAGAUGGCGGAAGGCGGCAAUGUGAUGCAUCAUUGCAACGAAGUCCUCAACAUCAGCGCGAAGCUCAGCAGCAUCGGCGCCAAGAUGGAGGACGAGGACGUGGCGAUCUGCUUGUUGCGCAGCCUCCCCAAGAGCUACGAGAACGUCGUUCUCAACUUGGAGAUGAGCAGCGCGGAACUGCGAUCGCGAGACGUCGUGAGAGUGCUCACGAAUGAGCACAUCAAGAGGCAAGGUGACAAGACGACAUCGGUGAAGACUGAAGACGCGGCGAAGGCGUUCAGUACCGAGCGUGAACCUCGCCAGUGUAUAUACUGCGGAAAAUUGGGGCACACGGCGGAGCGGUGCUGGACCAAGCAGAAGGACGAAAAUCAAGGUGGAGCUCGACGCGGCGGCAACAAUGCUCGUGGACGCGGAGCCAACAACGUUCAGUGGCGAACCAACAACAACAACGACGACAACUACGAUCGAGUUGCCUUCGCGGUUUCGCUGGAGGCUGGACUUUCGACGGGCAAGAAUAUGCCAGGGAUGUGGGCAGUCGACAGCGGUGCGACGCAUCACAUCUGCAACGACAAAGCCAAGUUUGCAAGCCUGAAUGAGCGAGAGGAAGGCGAACUAUCAGUGGCUGAUGGCAGCAAGGCUGCGAUCAAGGGUGUGGGAACCAUCCUGGAACGGGUGGUUCUGCCCAAUGGUGACGAACACGACAUCGAGAUCAAGGACGCACUGUUCGUACCAAGUAUGAGCAAGAAUCUGCUUUCGGUGCCACAGAUCAACAAGGGUGGCAGGUUCCAAGUCGUGUUCGAUGGGUCCAAGAUGCAAGUGAAGCGCAAGAAUUCCACACAAGUCGUGGCAACAGCGGAUCUCGUCGAUGGACUUUACUGGCUGCGGACUCCUCAACGAUCGGCGAAUGCAGCAACACGCAAUGGGACCAUCGACUUGCAUGCGCGCAUGGGUCAUGCACCCCUCGAAGUUCUGCGCAAGAUGGUGGCCACUGGUAUGAUCAAGGACGCCAAGGCACCUCUCAACUCGACUGGUCCAAGUGUGUGUCGCGGUUGCCAGCAAGGAAAGAUGGUCCAAAAACCAUUCCCAACCAACCGUGACAAACGCCAAUAUGGUGUGUUCGAGUUGCUGCACUUCGACAUCUGCGGGCCAAUGGAACCAGUCUCGAUCGGUGGCAGCAGAUACUUACUGCUUGUGGUUGAUGAAGCCAGCGGUUGCAUGAAGGGCUUCUGUCUGCGGUCCAAGUCUGAGAGUGAAGACUGUAUCAAGAACCACAUCAUCAAGAUUCAAACUCAGUUCGGCACGAAGAUCAAGUUUGUUCGGCACGAUGGAGCGCAUGAGUUUGCGACCAGCUCCAUCAAGACCUUCUACGAAGAUCAUGGUAUCGAACAACAGAUCACGGUGCCGUAUGCACACCAGACCAACGGCACCGCAGAACGAGCGAUAAGGACCAUCGUCACGAUCGGACGCAGCUUGUUGCAUCAUGCAAAGCUGGAGAAGUGUUUCUGGGCUGAAGCGGCAAUGACGGCGAUCUACAUCAAGAACCGCCUGCCUUCACCCAAGAUCGACCACAAGACUCCGUUCGAAAUCGUGUACAAGUCGAAACCAAGUGUCAACCACAUGCGCGUGUUUGUAUGUCGGGCGUUUAUCCUGACACCAAGGGAGAAGAGAUUGAAGUGGGACCCGAAGGCUCGUGAAGGGAUGUUCAUGGGCUACGAAUAA
Messenger RNA from Peronospora matthiolae, 2067 nucleotides. Lineage: Eukaryota; Oomycota; Peronosporomycetes; Peronosporales; Peronosporaceae. The record is from the annotation of a GenBank genome assembly.